AUGUCUACAGCUCUUGAUACACAAAAGGUCAAGAAGGCCGGCUGGCUUAUAAAAGAAGGCGGCCGGUGGAAGAGUUGGAAACGAAGGUUUUUCAUCUUUGACCAGAAGACUCUUUCAUACUACAAAGACCAAUUAUUGAUGCAACAAAUGGGAGAAAUCCCAGUCAAGUUGGCGACUUGCAUCGAACCAGUUGGAAAGUAUAAAAAACACGACUUUGUAUUCAAAAUUGUGACACCGUCACGUACGUUUUAUAUCAACUGUAGUGAUCAAAACGAUUUAAAUGACUGGAUCGACUGCUUAAAGGAAUUGUCUGCAAGAGUCAACGUGUCUUUGGCAAAAAUACCGAAACAAACUGUGACUGAAGACGACUUUGAAAUCAUUUCGCUUGUUGGAAAGGGCGCGUUCGGCAAAGUAUUUUUAGUUAAAGAGAAGUCUACGGGGACAUUAUAUGCGAUGAAGGUGGUCACUAAAAAACAGGUGAUCGAGCAAAACGAAGUAGAACAUACCUUGACGGAGAAAAACAUUCUGGCAAAAGUGAAACACCCAUUCUUAGUCAAUUUAUAUUACUCAUUCCAAACCUCAUCUGCACUCCAUUAUGUCAUCGACUACUGCCCAGGUGGGGAGCUUUACGCACUGAUGCAAUCAUCAAAAACAUUUAAAGAACAAAGAGCCAAAUUUUACGCUGCACAAAUGGUGCUUGCCAUCGAACAUUUGCACAACCAAGGUGUCAUUUAUCGAGACAUCAAACCUGAAAAUAUUAUGGUGUGCGAAGAUGGAUAUAUCCGACUCACCGAUUUUGGUCUUUCAAAAACAGACGUCCCCGACGCAGCAAAGACGUCGACAUUCUGUGGUACUCCAGAAUAUUUGGCACCUGAGUUGGUAAUGAAUGUGCCUUACACCAAUUCGAUUGAUUGGUGGGGUCUUGGCAUAUUAAUAUAUGAAAUGCUGUUUGGAGCAGUGCCGUUCUUCUCGGAAGAUAUACAAGAACUUUACAGAAAUAUAUUGCACAAACAAGUGACAUUUCCUGCAAAUACAGAGAUCACACUGCAAUGCAGAGAUGUCAUUGAGCAUUUCUUACGAAAAAAGCCAGAGGAAAGGUUUGGUGACGUGGAGCAAAUUAAGGAACACUCGUGGUUUUCUGAUAUUAACUGGGAAGAACUUUUCUCGAAAAGAAUUGUUGCGCCGUACAUCCCUAAUUUGUCGUCACCAACCGACUUAAGUUGUUUUAACAAAAGCAUCACUUCAGAAGACAAAAAGAUCACAGGGGAGGCUGUGAGCAAUGAGGCAUUUAAGGACUUCACCUACAUCAACCACGAGCAACAAUAA
This is a messenger RNA of Entamoeba invadens IP1, 1326 nucleotides long. RefSeq lists its product as hypothetical. Bases 1 to 1326 code for a protein of 441 amino acids. NCBI's taxonomy places the organism in Eukaryota, Evosea, Mastigamoebida, Endamoebidae. The record is from RefSeq and is a predicted model, not a curated record. Gene Ontology annotation, biological process: protein phosphorylation. The transcript is spliced from 3 exons. Gene Ontology annotation, molecular function: ATP binding; protein serine/threonine kinase activity.